CAGUGACCCCAUCUGAAAGUCAAUAAAGUGAACGUUCUUGAUCAUAAAUUCAUGUUGUACCUUCACUUUUGACCGUUCGAUUGAUUAAGUACUCUUUAAAAUCUGGCGGUAAAUUAACGGUUGCACAGUUGCUUUUUUUGGGGAGAACAGUUGUGGUUAUCAAUUGCUUGUUGGAAAGAGAAGAUUGUUGUGAUUUGAAAAUCUGAACAUCCAAAGUGGGACCCAAGCCCAUGGAUUGUCUCAAGGAGGAAUUUUAGAGAGGACCAAAAGGCUAAUUCAGUUCUUUGGUCUUAUCAUGCAAAAUUUCUACUAAUUGUCUGCAACAAUUCUUUGCAACUGUUAACACCCUUGUAUUUCUUUUUCUUUGUGGGAGCUCUAGACAUCCAUGGCAACAGAGGAAAACGAGACAUCCAAUGGAUGGCCACUUGGGCUACAGAUCAUGACCAUAAGACUUCGAGUGAUGGAAAGCAUACAGGCUGCUCCAGCUGAAUCAUAUUCCCCUGGACACUUGCGCUUGCCCACUUUUUCCUCUUUCUCAUCCUCCAACCUUGACACUGAGUCUACAGCAUCCUUCUUCCAAGACAAUAGCAUGUCACUGGGCCGGCUAAUUGGCAUUCGACCAGGCAAAGGCAAUGGAGACUUGUACUGGCCGAGCAGAAUUUGCUUAGACGAACGAGAAAGGAGAUCAGUAAGGACAGUGAGCUCUGAAGUUUCCAGAGGACAAAGACCAGAAAUGGCACAAGGAAUUUGCAUUCCUCUACUAGUUGGCACCCUAGAAAAGAUGAGCAAAAGCAAGAGCAAGACAAGACAAUGAAUUUUUAGCGGUGAGGCAUUAGAAGGGAAUAAACAUCAUUGACAUGUAUCAUUUUCUAAUGUCUUCUGUUCUGUUAUUUUCUAUAUUUUAGAAAGAUCCACUGUAAAUUGAACUGUUAAUGUUCUAAUUCACAUCCAAUAGAGCAUUGUUAUGUUUCUUCCUGGAGAA
Molecule: messenger RNA, 982 nt
Organism: Hevea brasiliensis (rubber tree)
Lineage: Eukaryota; Viridiplantae; Streptophyta; Magnoliopsida; Malpighiales; Euphorbiaceae
Exons: 3
Coding region: 386-814 (142 amino acids)
Source: RefSeq, a predicted model, not a curated record